CCCUUGACGCUUGCCGUAGUCAAAGUAAAGCGUCAUGGCGCCCGUGUCUACAAACUUUUGACGCGACAAACUUUUUUUUUUAGAAACUGUUAUGUCAACUACAACAGAGUCUCGGACAUUUCAAUCCCGGUAUCGCAAAACAAACUGAAAGAGCACAAACGAGGAGAGUUGUGAUGUAAAGCGUUUUCCGCGACGCUGACCGGGGGGGGCAAAGAUGAAUCGCGUGUGGCUAAGCUAGCCACUUUCAACAAGUUAGCUAGCUGAACUUUUGGUUUGGUGUAGCGACAUGUUUUUUAUUUUAAUGGACCGUCAACCGGCUGUGGACUAUUAAAAGUGCCUAUUUCUGGCGUCGGUCUAGAAUCAAAAUGUGUCGUUUCCUACGCUACUGUGUCAGCCACUGCCUCCGUGCGGCCAUGACCCGGCUGGAGGAGGUCAACGGAGAGGUGAGCAUGUGGACGUCUGUCCGGUGUCUGGGCUACCUGUCCGGUCUCAACCUGCUCGUGGCCCUCUGCUUGGGGCUCUACACGCGCUGGGAGAAGACCGCGGAGUCCACUCUUCUUGUCAUCUUCGUUUUGGCUCUCACUGUCGUCGCGAUAGCAAGUGCGGUGUACUUCUUCCGGAUGGAGAGGUGCAGCCUCAGCCUCCUCCACCUGCUGUUCGGCUUCUUGCUGGGGCUGCAGUGUUUCCUCGGCGGCCCCGCUGUCGAGGGCGACUUGAAGGAGCAGGUGACCAACUACCUGCUUCUGGCCAGUGUGGCUCUGAGGACGCUGUGGGCGCUGCUGGACCGGCUGCUUGGAUGCACCAGGUACCGUCCUGCGUUCCUCACCUCGGCGGAGCGGCUGGAGCUGGUGGGGUUCGCAGCCGCCAGCACCGCCCUGCUCAUCCAGAAGUCCUUCAGUGUGAUGGUGCUGGUGGUGGCGCUGGGCAUGCUCAUGAUUGCCCUCCGGAUGAAGGCUCUCCUGGCUCUUCCCAACUUGGUCUGCUUCGCUGUCGUCACCGGCGUGUUGUUUUUUAAGUCUCUGAACGUCACCACCAACCCUUUCGCCCUCGCCUGCUUCUUCGGCCAGCUCAUCUGUGACCCCCUGCUGGAUGUCUACUUCAGCGGUCUCUCCGUGACCGAGCGCUGGCGGCCCUUCCUGGUGCGGAGGCGCCUCUGGCACCGGCUGUCGCUCCUUCCUCUGUCGGUGCUGGAGGUCACCUUCGUCUCUCUGGCCGCGCGGAAGCUGACAGACGUGGACCAGUGGUACCUGAUGAUCCCAGUGUUUGUCGUCUGCGCGCUCUUCUGGUUCAUCUGCCACAUGGUGUUCGCGAUCACAGUCUGGGGCUUUCACAGCAAACUCGGCGACUGCCAGAGGCUCUGCUUGUUCCAGGGGGCAGAGGUCAACAGUCUGGACAAAGUGAUGGCGUCAAAGGGCAUGAGGCAUUUCUGCCUCAUCUCUGAACGCCUGGUGCUCCUCACUCUGGUGUCCACUGUUGCUGUGGCUGUUCUCUGUUGGCAGGCCUCCAGCAGUAUCUUUGUCAGCCUGUUUCUACUCGUCCUGCCUCUGGAGUCUCUUUUUCACGGGCUUUUCCAUGAGCUCGGGAGCAGCCUGGGAGGAACCUGUGUGGGCUAUGCAGUGGUCAUCCCUACCAACUACUGCAGUCCUGAUGGUCAGCCCAUGCUGCUGCCUCCUGACCAGGUUCAUGAUCUGAACAAACGCUCUACAGGCAUGUUGAACAAUGUGCAGCGCUUCUUCGCCCAUCACUUCAUUGAGACUUUCGGCUGCGACUACUCCACCAGCGGGGUGACCUUGGAGGCUCUGCAGGCCAAAAUCAAGUCCUUCUUGGAGCUCCGUACACCUGACGGGCCUCGCCACGACACCUACGUCAUCUUCUACAGCGGUCACAGCCACCGCUCUGGAGAGUGGGCGCUGUCAGGAGGAGACACUCUGCAUCUCGAUCAGAUCUUGGAGUGGUGGAGGGAGAAGAACGGCAGCGCCUGUUCACGCCUCAUCUUUGUGCUCGACUGCGACAACUCAUCUCCGUGGGUGACGGCGGUCAAAAGGGUGGAGGGUCUGUACGUGGCCGUUCAGGGGGCGACGCUUGCUCGCGUGACGGACGUGGAGCUGCAGGACCCCCCUCAGCUCGGAGACUUCACCGCGCAGUGGGUGGAAUACAACUGCAACUCAAACAGCGCCAUCCAGUGGUCAGAGAGGGGAAGGGCGGUUUCUGCCACCUAUGGCAUCUCCAAACACUGGAGCGACUACACGCUGCACCUGCCGACAGGAAGUGAUGUCACAAACCACUGGAGCUUGUACUUCCCUCGGAUGACCUACCCGGUGGUGCAGUUGGCGCUGUGGUGCGGCGGUCUGAACCUGCUGUGGCUCUGCUGUGUCUGCCUGAGAUGUCUGAAGAGAGUCAAACUCAACUGCUUUCCACCUGCGAUCUUGGACAUCGGGCAGGGCUUCAAACUGGUCAGAUCGUAGAAAUAUGAUCAAUGGCUUUUUAUAUUCAGGAUUUUUUUUAUAUAUAUAUGAAAAUGUUCUUACAGUAAACGAGUUCCUUUGACCCUGGAUUUAGGCAGCUAUUGCAUUGUUAACUUUGUUGCUAACCAGCAGUUUGUUUGUUACUAAAGAUCUAAUCACUUAGUUACUGAUUGAUGCAUUUUAAAUUAGCCUUUUUUUUAUAUUUUUAGUUUUUAUAUUCUCUGAAAAUCAUUCUAUAUUUGUGUUUUUUAGCUUUGAUUUCAAGACCCAUCAAAUGUUAAUCAAUGUGUGCGGUAUGAAAACAAGCACAUUGACUCUGUUUUGCACAGUUGUAUUCUAUAUACUGUCCAACCUGAUUCCAGUGUGAUUUGAAAACGUGUGUUGUGCCUUUGAUGAUAAAAUAUCUCCUUAACCGUAAACCAAAGAGGGCUAGGUACAUUUUGACGGGAGGAUCUCAGGCGUAAAUAAUAUAUAUUUGAAGCAGUCUGUUUCUAUAUUUAAAGUGUUAUAUUUUGAUGUGACAUGACCCCUCUGUACUGCACUAUGCAUUCUACACUCCAAGCCUUGAGCUUACUAAAUGCACUGCUUUGCAUCUGUUGUGCCAGCCUAUUGCGAAAAGCUUAUUUAGAAAUACUCUGCAGCUGCUUCAGGGAGCCCUAUACUGACGAUUGCACUACAAGCAGACGUGUGAGAACUACAGUAUUUAUGUCACAGUAAACCCUGGAAAUCAAAUGCAGCACGAGAGGGUUUUCUUUUUCUUCCUGGGUUGGUUUAGGAGUUUACUCUGAUAUUUAAGUAUUUAACCAGUGUGAUGUGUUUGCAGAGCUUUAUGGCGAGAGAAUCUGAUGAAAGAUGUUCAAAACUAUGCAAUAAAGGGGGAAUAGGACUUUGCUGCUUUAACUAUGAAUUUCAUUAGCUCCUCAUUGGUUUUAUUUGAUGGAAAUGUAAACACUUUUUUUUACUAUCUAUAAAAUGAUUAAGGGUUUGUUUGCUUGUUAAACUAACUUGAUAAUAUGCUGAACAAAGAACUUCAUUAUAGGGAGACUCCGCAUCAGGAUCCAUUGGGUUAAGGUCACUGUAACCUAUACUGAUGGAACUGGGCAGCCGCUCUAACACCUGAGCCAGAAGCUGUCCAAUGAUGGCAACAGGCCAGAUGAAAACAUGAGGAAAUGGUUGUUCGAUUGUAAAGACAGGCGGCUCUAAAAUAAACGAGUUGGCUUUAAGCAUGCUUUUGCUCCGAUUCUGGCUUGAGAUAAGAAAAGCUCGACUAUCUGCUGCUUUACAACAGUGUCUCUGGGGUUUCAUGACAAUCUCUUGUGCUUGUUGAACUUGUGAUACCUGUGACGUGAGGAUCCUCUUUCUGCAGGGUGACAGAAAAUGAAAUCACUGUGCAGGGAUACAGCUGCUGUCAGUGAGCUCUUUGCAGGCCAUCAGUAUCGUCAUCCCCAUCACAAAGCAAAAUAAAUACAUUUUCUUAAGGGUAUAUACUUGAGAAAUAACAUCAGACAGUAAUUUCAUGUUUUCUGGUCGAUUUUAUUGAAAACAUUAUAAAAUUAUGUGAUGCAGCAGCAUGUUUCAGUUUGCAUGAUCUUGAACAUAUUUACAUUUACACAAACGAUGUUGAAAAUGGCUUUUACAGCAAGUUUGCGAAUGAUCAGUCAAGGACAAUCACUGCCCCCAUGUGGCUGCAGGUGAAACUACACUGAACCCUCAAACACGCCAAAGGAAAAAGGUCUUUUAAGUGGAGGGGGACCAGUUCCUAACAUCUCAUUCAUUAGCCAGGUUUCUGGAUUCUUUUGUGAUUCCAGAGCUGAUGUGCAAAGUCAUGACUCGGGUUGGGUUUCAGUCUUCUGUUAUUUCCAACGAAAGCAUCUCAACAAAUGCAAGGCAUAGACUGGUACCCAGUUAAUCCUCAGCACAUGUGUGAAAUGUGUGUAGGGGAGGGAAUAAACAAAAUGCCUCAACUCCUACCAGGUUCACAAACUAGUACACACUUCUGAACUAAACAUGGAUUUUAGGUUAACUUUCACAGCUGUGACUGUAUGCAGAAAAGACAACAUCUGAAGGCUGCUUGAACAUAUGAAUUAGCCUUUGCAUAAAUGAUAAACAACACUUUAGCGUUUGUUUUUUCCACCAAAUAAGCUGAUGUAUGAUGACUCAUUUGGACAGCAGAUUGUGCUGGAUUUACAUUCAGGAGAGAUUCACAACAUGGUCAUUAAAGUAUGAACAGCCUAGUUUAAAACCGGACAUUUUGCAGCACGAUGCACAGAUUGUGUCUCGUCACGCAAUGACACGCAAUGAGUAACACACAAAAUGCACAACUGAUUCUCUGAUACAAAGACUGAAUGGUUUUGAGUGAAUGUUUCAGCAGACUGACACACAAAUCAAGGGUUUAACUCUGCAUGUUUUUUGUUCAAGCUUAUAUUCGUAUCAUAAUGAAAGUUCAUAACAUUUAACUAUUACUUACAUUAUCAAUAAUAUACUGAUAGUUUACAGACUCAUUGAUCAACCUUUAUUCUAAAAAAAGAAAAAAGUGAAAAAUGGGGUCAGAGUUACAAUUUCUUUAAUUUGGUCGAAUCCAAAUUUGGUGUUUUAAAGCCACAAUUCAAAAGUGAAAGACAUUUAGUCAUCAUACAAGAUAAGGAGAGUCAGCACAUUCUAAAAAGUGUAUAAGGACAAUAUUUGGGGGGCGAGGCAGGG
This is a messenger RNA of Labrus mixtus (cuckoo wrasse), 5165 nucleotides long. RefSeq names its product transmembrane protein 168b (gene tmem168b). Bases 366 to 2465 code for a protein of 699 amino acids. NCBI's taxonomy places the organism in Eukaryota, Metazoa, Chordata, Actinopteri, Labriformes, Labridae. The transcript is spliced from 4 exons. The record is from RefSeq and is a predicted model, not a curated record.